Austrofundulus limnaeus is the source of this 4337-nucleotide messenger RNA. It is a transcript of the gene glsa, whose product is annotated as glutaminase a. Gene Ontology annotation, molecular function: protein binding; glutaminase activity. Lineage: Eukaryota; Metazoa; Chordata; Actinopteri; Cyprinodontiformes; Rivulidae. The coding region runs from base 1752 to 2759 and encodes 335 amino acids. The transcript has 11 exons. Gene Ontology annotation, biological process: L-glutamine catabolic process. The record is from RefSeq and is a predicted model, not a curated record.
UUGGAUGGAAAUACAGCUUGUGACAAAGUGAAGAUUCAACACAAUCUGAUGGCUUCUUUAGAUUUAUUGAUUUUUGUGCACAGUGCACUGAGACGACAUUUGUAGUGACUUGGCGCAAAAUGAAUAAACUGAAUUCAAUUGAUGGUAGGACCAAAAUGAAUUCCGAAGUGUACAGAAAUAUUUUGUCUGCCAAUUUACAGAGAAAUGCAUCCAAACUAAUACAGAUGAAUUUUCUCAUGAAGAAGGACAAUGAUCCAAAGCACACUGCCAAAGGACUUCAUCAGGGAAAAAAGUUUCGAUUGGCCAAGUCAAUCACCUGCUUAACCCAAUAGCGCAUGCAUUGCACCUCCUGAAGAGGAGACUGAAGGAAUGAACAAGAACUGAAAGAAGCUCUAAAAACAGGCUGGAACAGUAUCACAAAUUAAGAAUGCAACAGUUUUGUGAUGUUGAUGGGUCGCAGGCGUGAGACAGUCAUUGCAAGCAAGGGUUACUCCACAAAAUAUUAAAAGAUAUUUACUUGAAGAUUAUUUGUUCCUUUACUUUUGUUCACCUAAAAAUGCUGUGGUGUAAUACAAAUGAUGAUAUAUCCUAAGUUGUUUACACAUCUACAUGUAACUACCAGGAAAUAAAAGCUGACAUUUGGAACUCUAGUCUCGUGCUCAUCUGGUUGGCUCAUCUUCUGAUCUUAAAUUUAAAUGUCUUCAGUGUACAACAACAACAAACAAGUUUGGCUUACUGUUCCAACAUGUUUGGAGGGGACUGUAUAACAAACGUAGUUUGAUACAUUGAGUUUUCAGACACGCUGCUGUGAACAGAAAUUAGUUGUUUUCACUUAAAACUGCAGAUUAAGAUGAAAACAUGUUUGUGCGUAUGAUGCAGAAUAUUUCAGUUUCAGACUUCACAUAAAAUGUUUCUAAAUUUAGUCUGUAGAAAUGUCAACCUCCUGCUUGAAGUAAUGUGUAUCAUUAGCAAUAAGAAAAUCGAUCAAUAAAUAAUAUAAUUACUAUAAAACCACCUGCUUCUCCUCCUAGACUGUAGUUAUUCUAACAAGCCAUUAAGGCAUCACACUUUCAGCUGAUAAAGCAGCAAAUUUAUGCAGACUUAUUAUAUAAACACAAAACUCUUGUGUUUAAAUCUAGUUUUUAAUAACUAUCCUCCUCGUUUUUCUGUGUGAAACCAAUUCCAGCCUGAAUCUGAUAACAGGUUUGGAGAGGGUUUCUGUCUGUGUCUUUUGUAUUGCUCUUGAUCUAGACACUGGUUCUAUGUUGUUGUUGUUGCCGCAUAUUUUCCAGCUGUAGGUUCUUUGGAAAUAACAACGAACAGAAAUGAGUCAAACAUGUUGGUAAUUUGUUUUCCUUUUUCUCCGUCUUUCUCUGUUUACUAAUGUUUAAAUGUUGCUUUUCUAAUUUUCUAUAGAUACAGUACUGAUCUACACAAGCAGCAGCACUUUUUCCUUUUUGUUUGUUUUUUUAGGUUAAGACUAAUUAACAGCUGACUCCUUAAAGAUUACUUUAUAAUCUGUUUUACCUGUAAUCUGUUAACAUUCAGUCAGUUUUAUUGUGAAAUGACACAAUAAAACAAUGGUGCAAUAAAUUGUCAUUUUAAAAAAUCAGCUUAACUUCACAUUCUGAGUUUAAUACUUGAUUUAUUUUUGCCUCCUUGUUAUAAUCUCAACCCAACCUCACUUAUUGACAUUUGGAUCAAAUGCUCGAGUCUUGGCUUUUACUGAUUUCUGCUGUAGUUUUUCUUUGAUGUAUGAUGGAGACAACAUAAGUAAUUCUUCUUGUGUUUUUCAGCAAGGAGCCAGCAAUGCUGAGAAGUUUGAUUAUGUGAUGAACUUCAUGAACAAACUAGCAGGAAAUGAGUAUGUCGGUUUCAGCAAUGCCACUUUUCAGUCAGAACGAGAAUCUGGAGACAGGAACUUUGCCAUCGGCUACUAUCUGAAGGAGAAAAAGUGUUUUCCUGAGGGAACAGACAUGACCUCCAUUCUGGACUUUUACUUCCAGCUCUGCUCCAUUGAGGUGACCUGUGAGAGUGCCAGCGUCAUGGCAGCGACCCUGGCCAACGGUGGCUUCUGUCCAAUCACAGGAGAGCGUGUGCUUAGCCCUGAGGCAGUGCGGAACACCCUGAGUCUGAUGCACUCCUGCGGCAUGUAUGACUUCUCUGGACAGUUUGCAUUCCACGUGGGUCUGCCAGCUAAAUCUGGAGUUGCCGGAGGGAUUCUGCUGGUUGUUCCCAAUGUGAUGGGCAUCAUGUGCUGGUCUCCUCCUCUGGACAAACUGGGAAACAGUGUGAGAGGAAUCCAGUUCUGCACGGAUCUUGUUUCUCUCUUUAACUUUCACAACUACGACAAUUUGAGACACUUUGCAAAGAAACUGGAUCCUCGCAGGGAGGGGGGAGACCAAAGGGUAAAAUCUGUGAUCAACCUACUUUUUGCUGCAUACACUGGAGACGUUUCAGCCCUGAGGAGGUUUGCGCUGUCCUCCAUGGACAUGGAGCAGAGGGACUAUGACUCGAGGACGGCGCUGCACGUUGCUGCUGCUGAAGGACAUGCUGAGGUGGUCCGCUUCCUGCUGGAGGCUUGUAAAGUCAACCCCAUCCCUAAAGACAGGUGGGGGAACACACCAAUGGAUGAGGCGGUACACUUCGGACAUCAUGAUGUUGUCACCAUCCUCCAAGAUUACCACAACAAGUACAGCCCACAAAACAGCACCACGGAGAAGGAGAAAUCUGAGAAGAACCUGGACGGGAUGCUGUGAUGGAACUAGCAAUUAGGAGCAGGAUGCUCAUUAAUCUCCUGAUAAUAAAUGUUAACUUUCUUAUCCAAACUCAAGUCAAACUCCUCCCUCAGUAUAAACCAUCAUCUCUUCCUUGGGGACACAAAUGGAGCUCACGGUUCCUGUUUAAGGGUGUUUUAUUUUGAAAAGUUGAAACAGGAAGCUGUAGGUGUUGUGAAGAGUUUGGUUUCCUUGUUUCAAAUGUUCCUUAUUUCAGUUUAAAGCAGUGGAUAAUUGUGUGUCUAAGGUAUUUAUUCAUGUACAUAAGAUAAAGUGAUGUGUAUUUGUUUCAUCACGGGGAUCAGUCUAAUUCAUUGUAUUCAUACAGUUGUAGAUCAUCAGAGAAUAUCAGCUUCAAUCACAAUUUGUGAAAUUUUACAUGAAUGUUUAAAGUCAUCAGUGUUUAACUUUAAAAUCAAAACAUUUAGUUAUUUUAACCUAUUCAUGUGAAGAUAUAUUUAAUUUAUUAUUUAAUCCAGUAUUUCUUUUUUUUAAACAUUGAUAAAAACCAGCCAAAGUUAUAAAGGUUUGAGGAUAUCAAAUGCUGAUACUGCUAUACUUCAAAGAUAUUUCUUUUUUUCUAUUUUAGAUUUAAAAAGGAUUAAAGUUCACCAAACAGGAGGAAACCUUUUUUCAAGUUCGUAAACCGUGACAGAGUUUUCAGGUUUUAUUUGACAAAAGAGACUUAGCUUUUUAAGCUUUUAAAAACAGAUGAUUGUUGUUCAUUUACUUGAUUUUCUUACUGUUUCUUUUGAGCUAAAAGAAACGGGGAAUGAACAUCCUAUUUAAAAUGUCUGACUAACCAAUUAACUUUAACAUCUGAUGGAUGAUAUCAAAAAAGAAGCUGCUCUUGAAAAAGUUUUUGUCCUGAGCAGAAGAAUCAGUGUGGAUUUCUUUUAGAUCUUUUCCUUUUAAUAUAUCCUUUUAAGCUUGUUGAAUGAAGUUGGUGGACGGAUGUCAACAGCUGUCCAUAGAAAAAGCUAAAUCUGAGCAAACACAUGCAGAAAGUCUAAAAUAUUAAGAGCAAAUAUAAUGUUUGUCAAAUGUAAUUCAAAAACAGAAACCAUCAUCUUUUGUUUAUUUUUUUCCUAAAUGCUCCUAAUUCUCAUUUAAUGUACAAGUGAAAUAUUUAUUUUUCCUCUUUAAGUGUUUGAAGGUUUUAAAAACAUCCUGCAGUCUGGAAUAUUUUUUUUCUCUUUAGUGCAAACUUGUGUUGCUGUGUGUAUUUGUAUGUAAUGUGUGUGUUUGUUCGAUCCUCAGGAAGGACACUGACUAAGCUUUAUAAAGAUUGUUUUUAACUUUAGUGCAGAAGAAUCUGUCAUACCUGUCCAGCUGUACAGUUAGUUGAUUUGUUUUAAACAACCCUGUUAAAAUCAUGAGAAAAGCGCUUAGACUGGACUCGUAAGAGAAGCACAAAACUGCAGCAGGAAGUGACUGUAGGAUGAAUCAUGUGGGGAGUUUUUUGAUUGUAAUGUGUUUCUUGUAUUUAUUCUGCAGUGUUACAGGCAGACCAGAUAUUUAUUCAGUGAGAAAAAUAUUGAAUAAACUUUAAAAAAGAAA